This is a messenger RNA of Meloidogyne enterolobii, 325 nucleotides long. Lineage: Eukaryota; Metazoa; Nematoda; Chromadorea; Rhabditida; Meloidogynidae. The record is from the annotation of a GenBank genome assembly.
AAAAAUGUCACAAACAAUUAAACACCCAAAAAGUCAGGAAGAAUUAAAUGCAAUUUUGGCAGAAGCAGGCUCUAAACUUGUCGUUAUUGACUUUUUUGCUACUUGGUUGGAUUUAAUUUUUAAAUAAUAAAAAAAAUUUAGGUGUGGUCCUUGUCGAUUAAUGACACCAAAAUUUAAUAAAUUAGCAGAUGAAUUUGCUGACCCAAUUUAUGUUGGAAUAGAUGUUGAUGAACAUGAACAUAUUGCAGCCAAUUAUGAAAUAAAUACUGUUAUUGAGGGAAAUAAUUAUGAGGAGCUGAGAAAAACAAUUGAAAGCAACAAAUGA